AUGGAGUUUCAAAUAUUUUUAACGAUUUUCAACUUUAUUAUUAUAUUUCAACAAGUGCCGAUGUCCUAUGGGGGCGAGUUUGUGUUAGUUUGUCCUGAAGGUGACACUGAGCCUGCAACGGAGUACAUGCUGUAUAUAACACUUCCUAGCAACAAUGCCGAAAUCUAUGUAACUGCGCCUUUACUCGGAUUCGAUUUCGGCAUGUUCAACAACGUUUCUCAAUCUGAAAUUAUAGAAAUAUCGUUGUCGUCGACGUAUAUGUUGUCUGGUACUGGAAUAUCGAAUAAUACGAUUUACGUUACGUCUACGGCUGACGUGUCCGUGUAUGUGAUAGCUCGAAACGGUGGCGACGGAUAUACGCCUAUACCAUUCCAGUCUUUAGGAAAGGACCACUAUAUAAUGACCCACUGCGACGAAUAUAAUCCCUGCCAGUUUAGUGUCACUGCUGUAAAUGAGGAUGUUCAAGUGGAGAUAAUCCUUGCCAUUUCUAACGGAGACUCCGUAACUUUGAACGCAGUCACUUAUCAAACCGGUGACAUUAUAUCACUAUCGAUUCUGGGGUAUCAAACGUUACAGAUACGUUGUAACUCGGAUUUAACCGGAACGUUGGUGAUUUCUAACAAAAACGUGUUCGUAGUUGGAGGAGGGGCGGUAGGAAUGAACAUCAGCGAGCGCCACCUGGUGAUGGAACAGAUCCCCCCAGUGCAAACAUUCGGAAGAGAGAUUUUGACAAUUCCAUCGAAAUAUACACAGAGUAUUGGGGAUAAUUAUUGUUUUUUAUCCAGUCAACCACAGACUACUAUUCAGAUCGGUGGCGUAGUACGGAGAUACCUUAAAACAGGCGGAGAAUGGUUCACUAUCCGUCUGAACGGUACACAGUUCAUCUUCGCCGAUAAACCUAUUUUGGUUAUGAGAAUAACUCAGACCGGAACGGGUGAUCCAAUUACUGAAUGGUCGACAAUGUUAGUAAUGAUUCCAAAAGAUCAGUUUCUAGUCGGUGGCACUCAAAUAGUGCUGUUUCCGGGCGCUCAAGCCAUAUCAAGUUUGGUUAUUUCUGUGGUGCGAUCUCUGAACGACACUCUGUAUAUGAACACUGAUUCUCAAACGGAUUUUACGACCAUACCAGGCGAUGAAUUGUUCAUUAAAUAUACGUCAACGAUUUCGCCGGCCGACAAACAGCAGGUGUCCAAGUCUAACGUUCGAGGCAUGGCUGUCUACUAUCAAGUCGAAGCUAAUGGAUAUUCAGUAAGCCUAAUUGGAGCCAUGAACUUUAUCAUUACCUUCUCGGACUGUGUAGCGUCUGAUACCAGUAUAGGUGAUAUGGUGGACAAUGACUGUGAUGGUUUUAUUGAUGAGGAUGUCUGCCCUCAUGAUGGGGCACCAGCAGACUAUGUUGGAAAAGACUGUCAGCAAAUUGUUUCAGGUGAAAGUGAUUCGUUUGGUUUGAGAUUUAUUGCCGUUUUUCCAGAGCAGAUGCAAAUUGAUUUAACUGGAGUCACAUCACUUGUGUUCUCCACGAUCUCCACAGAAGAAGUGACGGUUAGGAUUACGACACCACGUAACACGUCCAUUUUAAACGUUCAGAUACGGAUGAACGUAACCACAGAGCUGGCAGCACUGCAUGAUCUAGAACUGUCGGGCUCCGCUAUAUCGGAUAAGGUUAUGCUUAUCGAGGCCAGUCAUGAAAUAUCGGCGUAUACUAUUCUGGAUACGAAGGCUGUGUAUAAAUCAAGUGGUGCAGCAAGACUCUUACCAGUGGAAGCUUUAGGUCAGGAGUAUUACGCUGUGACGGUUUGUGAAUCAAACUCAUGUCAGAUUCAAAUUAUAGCAGCACAUCCCUUUACAGUGGUUCAAGUCAAAUUGAAGCUUCAAGACACUUCUCUCACUCUAGAAUAUGGCGGGAAAACGUAUCACCACGGAGAUCUCAUAUCAGAAUAUCUGCAUCAAUAUCAAGUUUGGCAACUUCAGGCACCCACGAUAGAUAUCACCGGAUCUCGUAUUACGUCUAAUAAACCAAUAGCUGUCUUCAGUGGUGGACAAUAUACACAAUUUCUAACCGGGCAACAGGAUGACCUUUUCAUCGAACAACUACAUCCGGUAAAGUCUUGGGGCAAAACAUUUGCGCUUGUUCAGGCACCUAAGGCGGCAUGCUUAAAUCUUGCAUCUAGAGAAUGUGAUGAUAUAAUUCGACUGAUCAGCCAUCAAGCAAACACAAUCAUAAAUAUCAGAUCUCAUAUAAGCAGUCAGGAAUAUAGUCUUGAGUACCCUGGCCAUUGGGUUGACGUAGACCUAAGGAAUUGGGCGUAUAUUAUAAGUUCGAAGCCUAUUUCAGUGACACACUUGUUAACUGGUGGAAUAUAUUACGAUGGUGGAAUGACAGUGGUGUCACCUAUCAGCGAAUUCGGUCAAAGGGACCAAAUAACAAUUUUGAAUAUUGCUAACCAUGAGGUAGAGUUGGUGCUCAUGACAGAAAAUAAAUAUCAAAACGAAAUUUUACUUAAUGGCGGCAACAUGGUCUUUACAGACACUUUGGACGUAAAUAUGACGUAUUUCAACACUCCUGUGACGCCAGGCUCUAGUGCCGAAAUAACUUCCCAGAAUGCAACAGCUGUAUUUGGUGGUUUCAUAUUUUCAUAUAAAACGGGAGCUGCAAGCUAUUUUUUUUCAUUGGCAUCACAUCACAGUUUUAUUAAUAUUGGCUGUGAGAUUAGUGAGGAUUCUGGCGGAGAUGGCCAAGAUAAUGAUUGUGAUGGUAGAAUAGACGAAGAAAUCUGUGACCUGACAAUCACACCACAAGAUGACGAUUUAGAUGGUUUAAUUGACGAGGAUUGUAUCGAAAUAAUUCUACCUAGCUCAACCAGCUCAACCAUUCUAUCAAGUGCAAUGGAAUCCACCGUCUUAGAAACGUCUGCAAGUUCAGAAUAUUUAUCAGCUUCGAAUUCAGGGUACACAACUCUUGUACCAACGGACAGCAUAUUUCAACAUACGAUGUCAACCAUGACUCCAGCUUUGAAGUUAGAAACGUCAUCAGUUCUUGUGUUGACGCAAGACGACUCAGUGUGCACGUGUGGAUGUGUGACGUGGUCCAUAACAACCAGUUUAGAUGCAGAAAGUUUAGUGGAAGUCACCGAGAGUAUCAAAACUGAACUCAUUGUAGAUUCCACAGAGAUGUCGAAAACUGUGAGAAAACGAACCAGCGCUCCAGAUCCACGACCUUCUGCACAAACUGUCGGCUAUUUCGGUGUAGCCAUUAUUUCUGGAAUAUUCAUUGGGAUUUUUAUAUUAGACGCGGGUGCUUUAUUUACUGACUUGAAGAUGCUGGUGCACGUUUUAAAGGAGGCAAAGCGUAGAUGA
Lottia gigantea (owl limpet) is the source of this 3354-nucleotide messenger RNA. RefSeq lists its product as hypothetical. The transcript has 8 exons. Bases 1 to 3354 code for a protein of 1117 amino acids. Lineage: Eukaryota; Metazoa; Mollusca; Gastropoda; Lottiidae. The record is from RefSeq and is a predicted model, not a curated record.